GCUCAACGCGCUAGGAUCUUCCUGGAAGGUUCUGGGACCCGGUGGGAGGGAAUACCGGAGGGUGACUCGGCAGCACGGGACCGUGAGUCAGCAUGAGGGGCAGUUAUAUAACGGGAAGGAGGGCAGGAGGCCGCAGGAGAACCGCACGGAGUAGGUUACUCAGCAGAAAGUCAGUACGGCUGAUCUUGAACAAUGGAGUUUCUGGAUCUAGGAAAACAUUGCUCAGAGUCCACAUGCAAACAGCUUGAUUUCCUUCCCUUAAAAUGCGAUGCCUGUGAAGACGUUUUCUGCAAAGAUCACAUCACGUAUGACCAGCACAAGUGUGCUUCUGCCUACAAGAAGAAUAUGCAGGUUCCGGUUUGUCCGCUUUGCUCUGCCCCAGUUCCAGUUAAGCGAGGAGAAAUGCCAGAUCUUGCUGUUGGCCGUCACAUUGACAGAAAUUGCAGUUCUGACUUGUCAAGUUGUAAGAAAAAGAUUUUCACAAACCGCUGUUUAAAACCUGGAUGCAAGAAGAAAGAACUCAUGGAGGUCUUAUGUGACCAGUGCCACAAUAACUUCUGCCUGUCUCACAGGCAUCCUUUGGACCAUGACUGCAGGGCUAAUGGUCGUCUACUCUCAAAAGCUGGACAUGCUGCUCUAAAUAGAUCCCUGAAGUUUUUCCAAAAAGAAAAUCCCACAGAGAAAGUCACAUGCAGGAUGGCACGGAUCCAACCUUCUGGAAAUGGACACUUACCCCAGGAGAGCAUUCAUAUUCCACUGCGUGAAAGACCGGACUCACGUUUUGUGGACUUCCAAAACGAAAUGAGUGAAGAUGAAGCUUUAAAGAAGGCCUUGGAACUCUCUUUACUGGAAACUGGAAUACACAAUGUCCUUACUCUAAGUCAUCCAGAAGAUGAUGAAUUGGCUCACUCAUCAGUGGCCAGCAGGGAAGAGUACAGAACCUGUCGACUGAAAGGCGUGAAAGCCACAGGAAAGUGAACUACAAGCGAGAUCAACAUUUAAAAUGUCCACAUUAGUUUAUAAGACACAUUAACUUUAUGGGCUGCUGCGGAAUUAAUCAUAAAUUAAUUCCUGAUAUGCUGAGUUAGCUGGUGCUACUAUUUUUGUAAUGGGUUAUUCUAACUUUGGAGCUUUCUUUAUAACAUUAAACAUCGAUAGUAUAGAAUGCCGCUAAAAUGAUUGAGAAAUUCCAUGUUAGUUCCUGAAAAUGUAAUGUGAGCGAUUUGAAAAUAUGAUAUUCUAAGAGAGAAUACAAAUUCCAAAAUGUACAUAUUUAAAGUAUUUGCUGGGUUUUUAAAUACUGAAUAAAUUAU
Spea bombifrons (plains spadefoot toad) is the source of this 1313-nucleotide messenger RNA. It is a transcript of the gene ZFAND2A, whose product is annotated as zinc finger AN1-type containing 2A. Gene Ontology annotation, biological process: proteasome-mediated ubiquitin-dependent protein catabolic process; protein targeting to ER. The transcript has 9 exons. Gene Ontology annotation, molecular function: zinc ion binding. NCBI's taxonomy places the organism in Eukaryota, Metazoa, Chordata, Amphibia, Anura, Pelobatidae. Gene Ontology annotation, cellular component: endoplasmic reticulum; cytoplasm. The coding region runs from base 193 to 978 and encodes 261 amino acids. The record is from RefSeq and is a predicted model, not a curated record.